This is a messenger RNA of Closterium sp. Yama58-4, 471 nucleotides long. NCBI's taxonomy places the organism in Eukaryota, Viridiplantae, Streptophyta, Zygnematophyceae, Desmidiales, Closteriaceae. The record is from the annotation of a GenBank genome assembly.
AUGUCCCCAGCAGGAGUACCCUCAGACACAGCACCACCAGCCCCAGCAGCUCGAGUGCCAGAGCUGCUGGGGCGAGGGAGUCUCGCCAGGACGCUGCUGCGGCUGCCUCUGGCCACCUCCGAACCCCCCACGCUGCACCGCUCCACCGCGCCCGCCACCCGCUCCGCCGCCGCCACUACUGCCACCACCUCCUCCACCACCCCCACCACCGCCGCCGCCGCCACCACCCCCUGUGCCGCCACUGACUCCCCCACCACCCGCGCCACUCCCACUUCCGCCACCACUCCCGCCCCCCCCACCCCCUCCACCGCCGCCGCCCCCACCUCCACCUCCACCACCUCUGCCCCCCUUGCCCUUGCCGCUCUUGCGCCUCCCACUGGGAGUAGACGCAGCCCCGAUUCCCUCAGCUCCGAGGGUGCGGGGGUCACCACGAGAGCCACCUACAGCUACAAUGCUCUUCUCAGCUGCUAG